AUGAGGCUUUGGCACAAAAGAAACUGUUCAUUUGCCAUAGGGUUGACUCAUCCGUCAUCAGAAUGGCAACCACAGUGGAAGCAUAUCUACACACCUUCUUUGGGUGCAACCAGUUCAUGGCUCAGGAAGCUAGCCAAGGCUCAUGUUCUUUCUCAUGAUUCUGGUGUUCACCAGCUUGUUAGUCAUUGGCUAAGAACUCAUUAUGCCAUUGAGCCUUACAUAAUUGCCACCCACCGUAAUCUUAGCCAAAUACAUCCUAUUGCACGACUACUCCACCCUCAUUUUCGGUACACCCUGAAAAUAAACGCCCUAGCUCGACAAUCUCUCAUUAAUGCCGGUGGUGUUAUAGAGUCGGCAUUCUCUCCUGGAAAAUAUUGUAUGCAACUUUGCUCUGACGCCUAUGAUCAGUUGUGGCAUUUUGAUCAUGAGGCACUUCCAGCUGACCUGGUUAGCAGGGGAAUGGCUGUUGAAGAUGAAACUGCACCACAUGGUUUGAAGCUAACAAUCGAGGACCAUCUAUAUGCAAACGACGGUCUAAUCCUUUGGGAUGCCAUCAAACAAUGGGUUACGUCUUUUGUCAACAACUACUACCCAAAAGCAAGCCUCGUAGAAUCUGAUGAAGAGCUUCAAGCAUGGUGGAAUGAAAUUCGAACAGUUGGACAUGGAGACAAGAAGGACGAAUCAUGGUGGCCACAACUCAAAACCCAAGAUGAUUUGAUUGGAAUCGUAUCAAUGAUGAUAUGGGUGGCUUCCGGCCACCAUUCAGCUGUGAACUUCGGACAAUAUGAUUUUGCUGGUUAUUUCCCAAACCAACCAACCAUCGCCAGAACCAAAAUGCCUAACGAUGACCCAACAGAUAAAGAGUGGCAUAUAUUCAUAAACCGACCUGAGGAUGCUUUGUUGAAAUGUUUCUCUUCCAAAAAGCAAGCUACCGUUUUCAUGGCGAUUCUAGACGUUUUAUCAACUCAUUCCACUGAUGAGGAGUAUAUUGGUAAAACUGUAGAAGGGCCAUUUGAGGCGGAGCCAGCUAUAAAGAAAGCAUAUGAAGAGUUUCGUGCAAGAAUUAAUGAAAUGGAAAUCAUCAUUGAUUCCACUACUAGAAAACUAAGUAAUUACCUAGAAUUGGUAGGAAAUCCGUAGGAACAAGCGGGUACCUACAGAUUUCCUACAAAAAACGGGUUGUAGGAAAAACCCUCGUGGGUAAUUUUUCCUACAAAUUAGCUAUGCAUUUCCUAUGGAAUAUUCUGUUACAAAUUUAACUACGGAAUACCUAGGGAACACGUUAACUACAGAGUACCUACAGAUUACCUACGGGUUAUUUACCUACGAAACACCUA
Lactuca virosa is the source of this 1337-nucleotide messenger RNA. The record is from the annotation of a GenBank genome assembly. Lineage: Eukaryota; Viridiplantae; Streptophyta; Magnoliopsida; Asterales; Asteraceae.